Molecule: messenger RNA, 912 nt
Organism: Choloepus didactylus (southern two-toed sloth)
Lineage: Eukaryota; Metazoa; Chordata; Mammalia; Pilosa; Megalonychidae
Gene: TMCO5A
Product: transmembrane and coiled-coil domains 5A
Exons: 11
Coding region: 1-912 (303 amino acids)
Source: RefSeq, a predicted model, not a curated record
AUGGAGGAGCACAAGGAAGACCAGCUAGAUUAUGAGUCAGAGAAAAUGGAAAUCUUAAAAUUGGCACAGUCAAAGAAAAACAUUAACAGUUUGAACAUGGACCUUGAGAGGGAUAUGCAGAGAAUAGAUGAAGCAAAUCAGGAUCUUCUUCUCAAAAUCCAAGAAAAAGAAGAUGAGAUUCAGAGGUUGGAAAGUGAGAUCAUUCAGACAGGAGACCUGACAGAAGAUGAGGAGUGGGAGAAGGAGAACUGUACCACAACUGAAAGGGAAAGAGCCUUGCAGGAGCUGGAGGAAGAAACAGCAAGAAUUGAAAGGAAGAAUGAGACUCUGCUUCAGAAUAUUGCAGAACUUCAAAGAAAGCUUACAAGGAAAGCACCUAAGAUAACUAAAUGCAAACAAGGCGAUCUAAACGGAACCCCCGAAGAGACAAAGGUUAAGUUAGAACGGCUGGAAGCUUCCUGUGCAGACCAAGAAAAGGAGCUGGCCAAGGUCAUGGAGGACUAUGCAUUUGUGAUCCAGCUCUGUGAAGAUCAGGCUAUCUGCAUAAAGAAGUACCAGGAAACGCUGAAGAAAAUAGAAGAAGAAUUAGAGACUCGGUUCCUUGAAAGAGAAGUAUCAAAAGUCUUGAGCAUGAACUCUGCAAAAAAAGAGUGUAACAGUCAAAAAAAUGAAAAUAAUUCUAUCCGAAAGAUACUGGCACUGUUCUGUAAAAGGUUUUUUCGAUACUUCUUUUUUAUCAUCCUAUUUUUCAUCAGACUGCUGGGCUACAUGUUUUUCCAUAUAAGUUAUAUAAAUCCAGAUCUCCUUAUCAACAUACUGCCCAGGAUACUGAACAGGGGCAUCUUGUGGAAGCUGAGAUGCUUUCUCUUUCAAUCUCUCACACUUGAGGCAGAGGACAUGAUACCUCACUGA